Molecule: messenger RNA, 1083 nt
Organism: Colletotrichum scovillei
Lineage: Eukaryota; Fungi; Ascomycota; Sordariomycetes; Glomerellales; Glomerellaceae
Product: phytanoyl-CoA hydroxylase
Exons: 3
Coding region: 1-1083 (360 amino acids)
Source: RefSeq, a predicted model, not a curated record
AUGGCUCCCGGGAUCCUUCAGUCCGAAUCUCCAACAUUGGCCCUAGCGACCCUGCCUCGGGAGGCGCUGAAGCCAAACAAGAAUGCAUCCGCCAACUCUACACAAGAUAUCUACGGCAACUAUUAUCCUGCCAAUCCAGAGACCCUCAGUCUGGAGUCCAACUUUGGCCCUAUGGACCCCACGACCAUCGGCUAUCUUCAACCGACCACUGCUGACACCCCCAUUGAGACUAUGCGAGAGCGCUUUGAACGUGAUGGGUACCUUUUUAUCAAGAAUCUUCUUCCCCACGAACCCGUCCUCGAAUGUCGCCGAGCCUACUUCGACCACAUGAGCCCAAGCGGCCUCCUUCAACCGGGCAGUGAGCCAGUCAACGGCACGUUCUCCGGAAAAGACACUCGCAAAUACCUUCCCCCAGGAAACCUCCGUCGCUUGUUCGGGUUGAAAGAUGACGCCGAGAGCGACAAGUACGCCGAGCUCAUGGUCACUGCGCAUGAAGCCGACUUUUACGUCAACUUCUGCAAGUUCCCAGAGCUCCGCGAGUUCGUCAGUCGCUUCACCGACUGGCCAUCCCCGCACAUGCUCCAGCGAACGAUGCUUCGCGCCUUCGUCCCCAACAGUGAGCUUACGCCCGUACAUUUUGAUCAAAUGUACCUCCGAGCUGGACCGCCGACAAGCUUGACUGCGUGGGUUCCCAUUGGUCCCGUGUCGCUCGAGGGAGGCGGCUUGAUGUACCUCCAAGGUUCGACAGACAUUGGCAUGAAGACUGAAGACGACUUUGCUGCGCAUUCCCAUAAUCUUACCGACGAGGAGAGGGUGAGCGCCUUCAAUAAGAACAUGAAUGACGGCGGCUUUCUGAGCAGAGACACUGUGUCCUAUGGGAAGAAGACGAAGAGGAAAUGGCUGAUUGCCGAGUAUGAAACUGGAGAUGUCAUCUUCCACAACCCUUACAUGGUGCAUGCAAGCUGCAAGAACAAGGACCCCGACUCGAGGAUCCGUCUGGCUACGGAUCUGCGAUUUGUUGAUCCCGAGAAACCUUAUGAUAGGCGCUGGAUGAAGGUAUAUAAGCCACUUGAUGGAUUGUAA